Molecule: messenger RNA, 1055 nt
Organism: Schistosoma intercalatum
Lineage: Eukaryota; Metazoa; Platyhelminthes; Trematoda; Strigeidida; Schistosomatidae
Source: the annotation of a GenBank genome assembly
CAUGGUGUCACAAACUGCAAAGAUUAAUAUAGGUUGAUAGACUUAUCCUUGUUACUGAAGACUGAAUACUGAAUAACAAAUAUAACCUUUGCUUGUUAGGUUGUAUGUCAUACCGCUCACUUUAAAUCAUUGAGCAUGCCUAAUAAGCCGAAAAAGAUAAUCAAAGCUAAGAAGAUUAAGGAAGUUGUUCAACAUGAACCUGAGGUACCAGUUAUUCGUAAAGGGAAGCCUUCAAAAGUUGCUCCGCUUCCUGAAAUAGCAAAGAAAACGGUGGCAAAGAAGAAGGUCGUCAAAAAUCCGUUAAUCCAGCGCCGACCUAAAAAUUUCGGAAUCGGACAAGAUAUUCAACCAAAAAGGAACCUUUAUCGUUUCGCCAAGUGGCCAAAGUACAUCGAGCUCCAAAGGAAAAAGGCAAUCCUAAAGAAACGAUUGAAAAUCCCACCCCCGAUCCAUCAAUUUUCUCAGACAUUAGAUAGGAACUCAGCUGGUCAAAUAUUCAACCUGGUUACCAAGUAUCAGCCUCUAAGUAAACAAGCUAAGAGAAUGCUUCUCGUUCAUCGAGCACAAUUGCGUGCUGAAGGCAAACCUGAUGAACCAACAACACGUAAACCCACUGUUCGUGCUGGUAUUCGCGAAGUGACUACCGCCAUAACUCAGAAGAAGGCUCGCCUUGUUAUAAUAGCGCACGAUGUUGAGCCAAUCGAGGUGGUACUCUUCCUUCCUGCAUUGUGCAGGAAAAUGGGUGUACCAUAUUGUAUGGUUAAAAGUAAGGCUAAACUUGGACUUCUGGUUCACCGAAAGACGUGUACUUGCUUGGCCUUCACUAAUAUUAGAGAAGAGGACAAAUCGCGGUUAUCGAAAAUAGUUGAAAUGGUAAAGAACAACUACAAUGAUCGUUUCGAAGAGAUUCGAAAACAUUGGGGUGGUGGAAUCAUGGGUUCUAAAUCCCUCGCCAAAAAGGCUAAACUUGAAAAAGCAAAGAAGAAAGAGCUUCAGAUUAAACUUGGAUAACUUUACUUUAAUACAUUUUAACGGAAAAAUCUAUUCGUCUUAUG